Molecule: messenger RNA, 1172 nt
Organism: Acanthoscelides obtectus
Lineage: Eukaryota; Metazoa; Arthropoda; Insecta; Coleoptera; Chrysomelidae
Source: the annotation of a GenBank genome assembly
GGUGCUGCCAUCUAUCCACGUAAAUCGCAACUUUCAAUAACCAGGUCUCUUCUUUUAUGAUGCACGUGUUGUUAGAUGAUGCUUAAGUAUUAUAAGCAUUUAAUAAUCUUUCAGUAAUUAUGAGUGAAAAGUUAUUGACUGAUAAAAUAAACUGUAUCGCAAAACAGUUCCUGUGUAAUGUCCCUGUGGCUUCUAUUGGCUGGAACGAUAUUUUCAAUCACUUAAACUGUGAUGAUCAGCUACGGCUGCUGAAUGCGACUGUAAACUCAGAAAUAGUGGUAAAACACCCGAUAAAUCCCAAUUAUCAGAAACAUUUCCUCAAACAUAUACUCAAUAGACUAGAGAGUGAAGGAAUCGAUAUUCACGACGACUUAUAUUCGGCGUACGGCCGCGUGAUGGCGCUACCAGUAUCGAAUGAGAGCUAUUUUAAGCAUUACAGUGCUGACAGUGUUGCCGCCAGCGGGAGAAUCAUCAGUUUGAAAGAAAGCGGUUACCUCAUUUCGGAUGGAACAACUGGUUUGAGAACCUGGGAGGCAGCAUUGGCAUUAUCAGAAUGGAUCAUAUCAAACCAAGACCUUUUCAAAGAUAAAAAGGUACUCGAACUUGGAUCAGGCUUAGGUCUAACAGGCUUGGUCCUAUCCACAGAGCUCGCGCCAAAUAUUGUUUAUUUAACAGACUGCCACCCAGCGGUAUUGAAAAAUAUGCAGGAUAAUGUGAGACUAAACGUUGAGAAGGAAACCAUUGACUUAACAGAUGAAAAUGAUGACACUGUGAAAAUUAAUGACAGGUGCAUAUAUCGCUCUUCCGGUCGCAAGCCUUCAGUGGCAAUUUUAAAUUUGCCAUGGGAAGACGUUGUCGAAGAUACAUGCAAGCAAAUAGGAGAAAUCGACAUAAUAAUCGCUGCAGAUAUUGUAUAUGAUGCAGACUUGUUUGGUCCCUUGUUACAAGCCAUGCGCAAUUUUUCAAAAUACUGUAAUGUUGAGGAGUUUAUUUUUGCAUGUACUGAGAGAAAUCCCGGGACCUUGGAUAAAUUCAAGAGAGAAUUGGGUAAGGGAUACAAUGAAAUAGGUUGAUUUGUUUUAGAUUGGAUGUUGCCUGUUCAGAUUUAUACACUCUACCCAUGGGCGCCCACAGGAUUUUUUUUUCCAGGGGUGCGAUCAUCACUAGGAAAG